Messenger RNA from Drosophila pseudoobscura, 3067 nucleotides. It is a transcript of the gene Dh44-R2, whose product is annotated as Diuretic hormone 44 receptor 2. The record is from RefSeq and is a predicted model, not a curated record. The coding region runs from base 795 to 2285 and encodes 496 amino acids. The transcript is spliced from 12 exons. Lineage: Eukaryota; Metazoa; Arthropoda; Insecta; Diptera; Drosophilidae. Gene Ontology annotation, cellular component: plasma membrane. Gene Ontology annotation, molecular function: G protein-coupled peptide receptor activity; peptide hormone binding; diuretic hormone receptor activity. Gene Ontology annotation, biological process: cell surface receptor signaling pathway; adenylate cyclase-modulating G protein-coupled receptor signaling pathway.
GCUCUGCCUUCCAUUUUCAGUGGGGCCGCAUUAAGGCACUGUCUUUGGCCGCCAUUGGCCGCGUGUGGUCGGAGUCGUUUUUGUCGUCGCUGUUUUGGUCGCAGUUCGUAAUCGUAAUCUCGUUGGCGCUUUGAUUAUCUGCCAGCGCAGCCUCCGCAGCAUCCAAAAGCCUGAGCAGAAGCGCCGCGGGCUUUAAUUCUGUGUUCGUCACUGAUUUUGUUAUUCCGGAUUCGGGUGGCUAAUUAGGAACCAAAACAUGAUGCUUUAAGUGUGGUGUUGUAUUCUUCUUCUAAGCUAAACGUUUUCCCCCAAGUCUCAAAUGUGUCAUUCCCUAAUGUCUCCGCGUGUGUGUGUGUGUUAAGUAAUGCAAACAAAUAAAUGAUAAUGAUAAAAAGGCGAUAAACGUUUAAAGCUUUAAAAAAGAAAUAAAGAGUCUAAAAAAAGGCCAGAAGCAGAAGCUCAUCUACAACAACAACAAAAAUCAAAUCAAAUCAAAACCCCAUAUUCGCAUUUAAUUGCGCAGCGCCCGGCGGAGAGAACAGAGGAAAACAGAGUCAAAGUGGGAGUGGGAGUGGGAUUAGAGUUCAGGACCACAGACGCCUCCAUUGACAGCUUCUGUUGCAGCUUCAGGUGCGGGAAUUCGUGAAACGAGAGGAUUGCCUCGUAAGCAGCAGCAGCCGGAGCCGCAGGAGCCACUAACCAACAGAAGAACUCAUAUUGCAACAUUGUGUAGCCUCCUCAUCUGCUAAUAAAAGACCGUAAAUCAUCGAAGGAUCCAGUUCCACCCACCGCCCAUGGCUGACGACGAUUUGCGGGCUCUGGUGGACAGCCUGGAUGACGCCUCGCCGGAGAACCUGGCCAAUGUCAUAGCCAACUUCUCGCUGGAUAUGCUGCAGAGGGCGAGCGCCCUAAUUGGCGCCCAGCAGCCGCACAGUGGGGCACUGCUCAUCAAUCGCACGCAACAAUGCCAACAGCAGAGCCAACAGGAGGAUGAACUGGAGGCCACAGCCACGGCAGCAGCAGCAGCAGCAGGUGGCAAGCGGAUCUUACACUGUCCCAGCGCAUUCGAUUCGGUGCUGUGUUGGCCACGCACCAAAGCCGCCACCCUGGCCGUGCUGCCCUGCUUUGAGGAGUUCAAGGGCGUGCACUACGAUACCACAGAGAAUGCCACGCGAUACUGCUUCGAGAAUGGGACCUGGGAUCAUUAUUCGGACUACGAUCGCUGCCACCAGCAGUCGGGCUCCGUGCCAAUGGUUCCUGAUUUCUCCCCCAGCGUGGACCUGCCGGCCAUUAUCUAUGCCUGUGGAUACUUCAUCAGUUUUGCCACCCUGGUGGUAGCCCUCAUCGUAUUCCUUAGCUUUAAAGACUUGCGCUGCCUGCGAAACACGAUUCAUGCGAAUCUAUUCCUCACCUACAUCACCUCCGCUCUGCUGUGGAUACUCACGCUGUUCCUGCAAGUGAUAACCACGGAGUCUAGUCAGGCUGGCUGCAUUACGCUAGUCAUCAUGCUGCAAUACUUUUACUUGACCAACUUCUUCUGGAUGUUCGUCGAAGGCCUCUAUUUGUACACCCUGGUGGUGCAAACAUUCUCCAGCGAUAACAUCAGCUUUAUUAUCUAUGCCCUCAUUGGCUGGGGCUGUCCCGCUAUAUUCAUUAUGGCCUGGGCCAUAGCCAAAGCGUUUGCCCCCCAUCUGGAGAAUGAUCAUUUCAAUGGGCUGGAAAUCGACUGCGGAUGGAUGCGAGAAUCUCACAUUGAUUGGAUAUUCAAGGGGCCCGCCUCGGUGGCUCUGCUUGUUAACUUGGUAUUUCUCAUACGCAUCAUGUGGGUGCUCAUUACCAAACUUCGUUCGGCACACACCCUGGAGACGCGGCAGUAUUACAAGGCAUCCAAGGCCCUUCUAGUGCUCAUUCCUCUCUUUGGGAUCACCUACCUGCUGGUCCUCACUGGCCCCGAACAGGGUAUCAGUCGCAAUCUCUUUGAGGCAAUACGGGCAUUUCUCAUCAGCACACAGGGCUUCUUUGUGGCGCUCUUCUAUUGUUUCCUCAACUCGGAGGUGCGCCAGACGCUAAGGCAUCGCUUCAUUCGUUGGCGCGAGAGUCGGAACAUCCAUCGGAGUAGCUCCAUCAAGAACCGCAGGCAUCGCGCCUCCAAAGACUACUCGCAGAGAUCGCGAACCGAAAGUCUACGCACCGAAGAGUGUGUGAUCUGUCUGCGUCCCACGCCGCACACUCGCCUGGCGACACAGGAACAAUACCACAGCAUCAAUAUUACCGAUUUUGUUUAGGAACUACAAGUACAUAUAUUCAAAUGUAUGAAUCUUUUGUAGAACUGGUCCAGUCCUUGCUCUCCAGCCUGGCGUGCUCUUCGGUUUCAAUUGUUCAUUAAUUUCUGGUCCGGAAUCCUGACUGUCGGAUCACCUCAUCACUCGGCUUCAGGGUUUCUUCAACUGGCAGUGUCACGCUCUGGAAGACUGUUCCUAAGUGGAGAAACGAAACACUAGUUUAAGCAAGUUGUUGCCUUGGAUGGGCGAACUUGCCAUGAGGCAUAGUUGAAGCAGCAAAGGCAGUCCCUAUAGCUGCUGCCAUAUACAAAUAUAUACAGUAUACAAAUUCAGGAAACACCAAAGACGGACAUGCACCUGCUUUACUUUGACUUUUAGUUUAUUUCCGAACAUGACUUGAAGUUACAGCAAAAGUUAAGGUUAAACUAAAAGAUAUUUAUGAUGGUCCGAUCUGAUGCCAAAAGUCUAUCUUAAGUACGAAAACAUGUUGGUAACAUGGGGAAUUAACGUCAUUCCGAAUGUAGAUAUAGCGAAAAGAAAACGAAACCCAAAACACUGUGAAGGUGGCCCCAACCAUUUGACCCAUUUUAGUAUACAUUCUAAAAUUAGCUACUAAUUGUCUAGUUUUAUCAAUUAUGUGCCAAUGCGUGCAAAAAGUUUUGUCGUAACGAUUAAUUGUUAAUAAUUGUUUUAAAUUCUAAGUUUCUUGCGUUUUAGCAUUUUGUUUUUUCUUUUUUUGUUUAGUUUUUCUUAAGGUCACAUUGUUUAUAUCACUGAAAAUCUAA